Molecule: messenger RNA, 783 nt
Organism: Westerdykella ornata
Lineage: Eukaryota; Fungi; Ascomycota; Dothideomycetes; Pleosporales; Sporormiaceae
Exons: 6
Coding region: 1-783 (260 amino acids)
Molecular function (GO): metallopeptidase activity
Source: RefSeq, a predicted model, not a curated record
AUGGCUAAUUCCGGAGCCAGUGCACUGCAAAGCUCACGAUCAAUCAGCAAGGGUUUCGAUGUUCCCCCCCGCGACAAAAUGCUAGACAACCUGAUCGAAGACCUCUUUUUCAAAGGUGCGGAAGGACAGAAACUUAACCAAAUCUACCUUAAAAAGGUCGGCUCUGUGUACACGAAUAUCCUAAGGUACCUGGGAACGCAAACAGAUAGCCCUGACAACAGGGAUGCGGUUAUUUUCUGUGAUGGAUCUCGCUUCAAGAGAGAAUCACCACACAGCAGAUGGGCAACUGAUAUGACAAAUGGAAGGAAGCUGAGAUGGAGAGAGAGACAGUGUGAAAAAGGCAGUGAGAAGAUCGCUGCCGCCGUCACCUGGCUCGGUACAGCCGACGAUGACACUCGCAGAUGGCCCGCUCAAAUUCAGCUUUGCGACUGGUUUGUGGAGUUUCUCAAGCAACACGAGAUGAUCAUAGGGGAAGAUAUACGUUUGAAAACUAAGAUCGGUCGCAAAGUCAUCCGUAAGGCUAGUCAAGGCAAGUGGCUUUUCAAUCAAAUAGACGUCUAUAACGUACUCGAUAAGGUACUUCUGCAUGAACUAACACACACCUGGAUGGGGGGCGAGCUUGAUGAUGUCAAGGUUAAAAAGUUUGGAAUUAUUCCUCGUCCUGCCUAUGGCUGGGCCAGAUGCAAAGAAUUGGCCAAAACAGGCUCCCUAGUGGACAAUUAUUUUGAGGACGCGCCCGACAACAACGCUGAAACGGUCGCUCUGUUUGCAAGCGGUGAGUAA